UUAGGGAUUAGGGAUCGCUUAGUUCCGCUGAAGUGCUGAGUUCGUUGAGGGUACGGUGAAAAGUUUUUAGAAGCCAUUUCUGAUUACAUUUAAUAUGUAAAUUUUGAAUUAAAUAUGUUAAAGUUGCAGUGAUAGGGUGAUAUCAUAAUUCAGAAGUCAUUAUACAUUGAAAUAUUUGAUAUUUGCAUAAAAGGUACUAGAUAUUCGAUUCUUUUUUCAUUAAUGGUCGACAGACUCUGUAAUUGGUCUUGUGCAACAUUUGGAGCUUAUUUCAACGGUUGUUGUAACUGAUGUGAGCUCUGAAAUAAUAUGUAAUUUCGAAAUGGAGGGAAGUUCAAUAUCAACAACAAAGAAAGCAAAGAGGACCUCAUAUUCAAGUAAUUUAUAUGUUGAAGACUUUGCGGUUUCUGAAGUUUCACAUGAUGGUGAUACAACUCAGUGUGAAGCAGAAGAAUUUCAAGGAAGUGAUAAAGAGGACAAGGUUGAGGAAGAGGAUGGUGAGGAGAGAAGUGUCAGCAUGCAGUGUGACAUAGUGGAUCAUCAGUACAUUUCUCAGGCUGAUGGAUAUCAAAAACUGAAGCAAGUCAAACAUGGAGACACAAAGUUCAUUAUCUGUUCACCAGAUGAACCCCUAGACUCUACACUGCAACAUCUCAUUACAUCUGUUCGCCCUUCCUGGUGCAACUUCUUGGUAUCUGCAAUCUCUCCAGAGUAGCCCAUUCAGGUACAUCUCCGACUGUGUUAUCUUUGUUGCUGGAAAAAAGAAAGGAAAACUGCGCAGUAGGGAUUCCCAAAACCGAUUAUUCAUGAAUUAUGUGAUUAUAAUUGAAUAGUGUUUGUCUCACACGAGAGAAACUCAUCCACUUUAUAAAAACAAUGAUCGAGUAGGUAAGUUUUCAAGGCGUUUUUGAACUUACAUAGUACUGGUAUAUCUUUAAUAUAUCAUGGCAAAUGAUUUAGCAGUCAAAGUCCUGCAUUGUUGAAGUUGUUCUUGCAUAGACUUGUAUUACAUGGGAUGACGUGCAAGUUGUCUUUUUUCCUUGUGCUGUAUGAGUGUAAUCCUGAGUUGGUUGUGAAAUCAUUCGAAUUGGAUUUUAUGUAUAUUAGAGUUUCAUAUAUGUACAAAGAUGGUAGAGGUAAUAUAUGUAAUGAUUUGAAAAUUUGUUUAUAACUAGUCGUUUUUGGGACCUGGGUCAUAGCUCUUAUAGCUCUCUUCUGUAAUUUAAAGAUCAAUUUUGCAUUUACCGAGUUGCCCCAAAAUAUCAGUCCAUAUGAUAACAAAGAUUGGAAAUGAGCAUAAUAUAACGUGCGGACAGUCUCUAGUCCAGUUACUCUUCUAACUACCCUUAGGCCAAAACAUACUUUACAUAAGUUGUUCGCUAGCUUUUGCGUAUGCAUAGUCCGUCUUAGAUGCUUAUCUAGCCAGACUCCAGAAAUUUUGAGUAUCUGUGUAGUUGAUAACUGUGUCAUAAAUCUUUAUUGGAGGGCAUUCAAGUAGUAGUUUUUGAGGAUGAGGGAAGGCUAUUGCUACUGUUUUGUCUUUAUUAAUAGUUAAUCGAUUCCUCUCAAACCACUCUGUGAUUUUGUUUAUUGUUUCAUUUGUUUUCCUUUGAAUUUCGUUAGCGCUAUAAAAAUGCUAGUAUCAUCGGCAAAGAAGGUAGGUUUCCCAUGUUCUAUGCUGGCCUCCAGGUCGUUUAUAUAUAACAGAAACAACACUGGUCCCAGAACGGAACCUUGUCGGACGCCAUAGCUGAUGGGUCUCUUUCAGGAUAGGUAAUUAAUGUUACGAUUAAUUUUUUUGCAUCUGUAUGUAAUUUCUACCACUUGUUCUGUUUUCUAAGUAUGUUUGGAACCACCUUAGUGUAACCCCUUGUAUUCCUAUUCUUUCCAUCUUACUUAGCAAUAUAUCAUGAUCUACUAGGUCGAACGCUUUUGAUAAAUCCAAAAAUAUCCCUAUACUCAUUUCUUUUUCAUCUAGUGCUUUGUAAACCCUUUUUGUAAAUUCUGUGAUUGCUGUAUGUGUUGAUUUUCCUUUGCAGAAUCCAUGUUGUUUGUUGUUGAUUAUGCUGUACUUAUUUAUGAGUGAUAAAAGUCUAUUGUCCAUAAUUUUUUCGAUUUGAGAAAAAAGAAAACAAAAUUAAUGACACUGGCCUGUAGUUCCCAACAUCUGCAGUACAAGCUUUCUUAUACAAGGGUUUCACUUUUGCUAUUUUUAGUUGGUCGGGGAAAUGACAGAUUUAUUAUCUAUGUUAGAGCAUUUACUAGUUGAGGAUGACAUUUUUUAAUAAUUAACUCUGGAAUAUCAUCAGUGACCAUUGAUUUUUUGUUACCCAGUGUUUUAAUUAUGUCUACCAGUGGUAGACCUUUCAGACCAACCCUUUCAGUGGUUGGGGUUAAGAACAUGCUAUUGCUAUUGUAUUUUAUUGUGUUUAUCCUGUCUUCAUUGUUUUGUGCUGUCAGAUUGUUACUUCGGAUGUGCUGGGCAAUGUUAGUAUAGUAUUCAUUAAAAACAUUGGCUAUAACUUUUGGAUCCUGUAUAGUUGUUCCAUUCACUCUUAAUUCAAUGUUCUUUGGAACUUUUUGCUGAUUGCCUAAUUCUUUUAUUAAAUCCCACAUGGCUUUUGAUUUGUUCCCAGAUGCUUAAUUUUUACCCAUUUUUUAGGCAUAGGUAUAUUGUGAUAGUACUGAAAGAUGCCUAAAAAUUCAUUGUAUGCAUCAUUUGCCUCAUUUUGUUUAAGAAUAGGCUCCAAGGUAUCUUUUCCUAGUAAAUAGUUUAGAUAUUGUACGUUUUCCUCACUAUAAGAUCUAGCUAAUCUGAACUCUUUGGUUAGUCUACCUUGUCCUUUUUUGUUCUUAUAAAGCAUUUGUACUUGUAGUAUUUGGGCAUUAUGGUCAGAGACCUGUUUCCACCACUUUAAAGUUGUAUUCCCACAAGCCCUUGUUUAGUAUUAUUUGGUCUAUGACUGUUUGGCUUUUAGGUCCUAUUCUUGUUGGGACAUCAACUAUUGCUUGCAAGCCAUAUGAGUCUAGCAUUGUCUGUCGUUGUGGAUUUACAAUUCUUUUUAGAAAAUCUGCAUUGAGAUCUCCUGCUAUAAUAAUGUUCUUUCCUUUAUUGGUCAGAUUGCUAAGUAUUGUGUCCAAGUUUUUUAUAAAUAUGUUGAUAUUGCUAUUAGGGGUUCUAUAUAUACAGAUUAUGAUAGUAUUAAAUUGUAAAAGUUCAAUUGUGCUGGCCUCAAAAGUGUUCUUCUUGAUUUAAGCUUUCAAACAGGUUACAGGGUUUUGCAUCUAGAUUUAACAUAAAUGCAAGAGUCUCCAUGAAAUUUAUUUUUCCUACAGAAUUUUGAUAUUAAGGAAUAGUUUUCAAAGUUAUAAUAACCUAUUUCUCUUUCAUCCAACCCAUGUUCAGUGAUACAGAGUAUAUCCGAUUCUAACGUUUUGAUGUAAUAACUGGAUGGUUGAACAUAUUUUAUUAGUAUUCUUGAGAGUACCAGUACUAUUCGUAUCUAUAAAAAUCUUUACUUAGCUUUUCUGGGAGCUUCCUUUUCCUAGUUAACAUCCGAAUUUCCUGAUGUUGCUUUCCUUCCAGUGGUGCCACACUGUUGGGGGAUGGGUCGACAAAGGUUUCAUCAGCUUCAUUCCUUUGGCUUUCUGCAUUCUCCUCAUGGACAGUUUCCUCCUUGUGUUUUCCUGACAUGGGCUCUUCAUGCACGGUUCCCUCCUUGUAUUCUAGUGGUAUAGCAUUAUUGGCUCUUGCCGCAACCUUUCGUUGUACCAAUUGUGCUAUCUGUUGACACGUCUUUCUUUUCCUUUGUAAUUCAUGUGCUGGCCAUUGUUUGUGAAAUGAUGUCUGUUUAGAUUUACCUUGCUGAUUGUUACGUGUUUAUGUAAUUUGAGCCCUCUUGUUAGAAGUCUGUUGAAUCAUAUGGUUUCUUUGUUGACACAUGACCAAUCAGCCAGGUCAUGUCUGCGUAGAUCUUCCAUUACAAUAAUGUUGGUGUGACUGGUCUUUUUAGCAAAGCUAAUUAUGCUACUUAUUCCUUCCCUAGCUCUAUUCUUGCUAAUGUCGUCGUUGCCAGCACACACUAUUAUAACAUCGUCCUUUGACAUGCUUUUCUCAAUAUUGGUAUUUAGGAUGUCUCUGGAUUUUGCUCCUGGUUUCACAAUUCCACUGACACCAAACUCUUUACUUAACUUCAUAUUUAUUAAGUCUGAACAUCCUCUCACAUGACUAUCCCCGAGUAUCAGGACUCUGUGUUUCUCAAGUUUUUGCACUUCAUCUAUGUUACCUUCGAUGUAAUCAUUGUACUGUUGAUUUGAUUUUCCAUGUUUCUUGACCCUAGUCACACCGUUCACUAUUGUUGGUAUUGGCCUAUCUACAAUGUCUUUAGCUGUUUGAAAGUUAGAUUUAUUUGUUUGAUUGUUUAUUGCUCAGGAUUUGAUGAUUAAUUUGCAC
Molecule: messenger RNA, 4453 nt
Organism: Cryptotermes secundus
Lineage: Eukaryota; Metazoa; Arthropoda; Insecta; Blattodea; Kalotermitidae
Exons: 3
Coding region: 323-715 (130 amino acids)
Source: RefSeq, a predicted model, not a curated record